Messenger RNA from Grosmannia clavigera kw1407, 2286 nucleotides. RefSeq names its product amino acid transporter. Gene Ontology annotation, molecular function: amino acid transmembrane transporter activity. The record is from RefSeq and is a predicted model, not a curated record. The transcript has 4 exons. Gene Ontology annotation, cellular component: vacuolar membrane. NCBI's taxonomy places the organism in Eukaryota, Fungi, Ascomycota, Sordariomycetes, Ophiostomatales, Ophiostomataceae. Bases 1 to 2286 code for a protein of 761 amino acids. Gene Ontology annotation, biological process: amino acid transmembrane transport.
AUGGUGAUCGAGACCAACACCAGCUGGUUCCAGCUGGUACCAGCUGGCGUAUACGCUGACUUUUCAGUUUGUCCCGCCUUUAGCCGCGGCCAGUGGCGAUCAGCUAAUAAUGCCGCUGCUGAGCCGGAGAUUCGGUCAGCUGUUCUUCCGCAUUACGGACGCACAAUGGGUGGCAUGUCAUGGCCCCGAAAACCAGAAAUCGGCGGUGGUGCGACUAAUCCGACUCUGGCAGCUGCAAAGGCAAUGGCGCUUAUCGGCCCCACGCGCUCACGCAACCAUUGGCCGAGCGCCGUCGUGCUGCCUUAUCAGGAAGGUGGUCGGUCCUUUUUCUGCCUGGCUCUUUGUCUCUGGCUCGACAACAGGCAACUGGCCGAGGGUGGUGUCAGCCAGAAGGAUGGAACAAAUGGACCUAGGCCAUACGAGCGCGAGGACUCGACAGCGUCUGAACGGAACAUGGCCGUUGACGGCACAGACCCACGCACAUACGACCACAUGCAGGCUGGCGAUGGGGCCGUGGGCGAGGUCACGGUGGCGUCGCUGACAGGAAGUCGUGCGGAUGCGCAUCACGGGCGCAACCUCUACAACCCCAACAUCACCUUUGAGGAGUACCACUACUACGCGCAGCAGACACGAGCCGAGGAGGCCACUCAGCCACUGACGGCCUACGAAACCACCAUCUGGUCGCUCAUCUUCCCACCCAAGUCGGGCGAGGGCGUGAAGCGAGCCGAGCAGGACAGCCCAGCCGGCGUCGCGGCCGGCUCUCUGGACGAGAAGACGGGCGACAAAGAGGCAUUGCCAGCCAGCGGCGAUGGUGGCCAGGCCGCUGUCAGCGACGAGGAGUGGACCAACGCGUCACGAGCUCUGCGCACAGCCACCCGGGGCGCCAUCUUCUACCUGAUCACGACCGACAUUCUGGGGCCGUUUGGGCUGCCGUACGCGUUUGCGACUAUGGGCUGGGGACCUGGCGUGGCCCUGUUUACCGUGUUUGCCGGGCUUGCAGGCUAUUCUGGCUACCUGCUCUGGGGCGUCUUCCUCGGGCUGGAUUCGUACCAGUAUCCGGUGCGCAGCUUUGGCGAUUUGGGCUACCGUCUGUACGGCCCGUGGUUACGGUACCUAUUCAACUUCUUGCAGUCGGUGCAGCUGCUGCUCAAUGUCGGCCUGAUUGUCAUCUCCAAUGGCGAGGCGCUGUCGCAGGCUGCCAAGUUCCGGCUCUGCUUCAUCGUCUGCUGCCUCGUCUGGGCCAUCGUCGGCUUCCUCGUCGGCCAGAUCCGCACGCUGCAAAAGUUUGGCUGGCUGGCCAACGUGGCCGUCUGGCUCAACCUGCUCUGCAUGUUCGUCACCAUGGGCGCGGCUGCCCACUCGUCUCCCAACUACACCGGUGCCGCCAUGUCGGCCGGCGCAUCUAUUCAAGGCGGCGCCGUCGUCACGCCCAACGCCCAGGGCGUCUACCCGCCCGUGCAGACGAGCGGUGGCAUCCCCGACACCGGCGGCUUCACCGCGUCUGUCAGCGGCGCCAUGCAGGCCAUCUUCGCCUACGGUGGCUCCAUGGUCUUCCCCGAGUUCAUGGCCGAGAUGAAGCGGCCCAAGGAUUUCCUGACGGCCAUGUGGGCUGCCCAGGCGUUCAUCUACUUCUGGUACAUGCUCUACGGCCUCUUCAUGUACGGCUACCAGGGCCAGUACGUCAUCAACCCAAGCUAUCUCGGCAUCGGCAAGUACAGCCUCCAGACGGCCGGCAACGUGUUCGCCAUGGUCAGCGCCGUCAUCGCUGCCGCUCUCUACGGCAAUAUCGGCAUCAAGGUACUCUACAACAACAUCUGCGUCGAGUUCUUCCGCGCGCCUCCCCUGCAAACCUUUGCCGGCAAGGUCAUCUGGGCCGGCCUGAUUCCCAUCUACUGGGCCAUUGCCUUUAUCAUCGCCGCCGCCAUUCCCAACUUCUCCGGCCUCACCUCUGUCGUCGCCGCCUUCUGCAUCCUCCACUUCACCUACACCUUCCCGCCCCUCCUCUCGAUCGGCUACCUGAUUCACAAGCACGCCAUGCGGCCGGCCGAUGGCGAGGGCUUCGACCCGGCCACCGGUAAUGUCACCCGCCUCGACUCGGGACCCCGCCGCUGGAUCCGUGGCUUCCUGGCCUACCGCUGGUGGAUGAACUCGGCCAACGUCAUCUACAUGCUCGGCGCUCUCGCCCUCGGUGGCCUGGGCGCCUACUCGUCUAUCGAGGUGCUGAAAGCCGCCUUCAAGACAAGCACGACGACCUCCUUCACCUGCAAGAGCCCAUUGAACGGAUAG